AUACUGAACCGAGACUUUUACCCACCCACUCAUUCACUUGUCUCCCACCGGGUUUCCAUUUGGAACAGUGCGAGGGCGAAACUGAGCACUGAUUGGUUCCUCCAGACUGAUGCUGAGGGCGACACCCAUUCCCUCAUCAACUGGCCCUCGAGAAUCCGAGUUAGGGAGAGACUUGCCAGGGAGGAGGGCCGCCAGAGGAGCCCAGAGCUGGGAAAAGUUACAGAAGCGCCAGUGUACCGCAGACCCCAGACCCAAACCUCUACACACCACCACGCAGAUCCACCAGGGCACCAUCACGUUGACCCCCAUCCCCAGCAUCACCCCCAGGCUCAGCUCAACCGACCUGGGCCACCGGGAAGUCAAGAAGUUGGCGGUUACCCCAGUUACCUGUCCAUGGCUUCCUGUCCCACGUCCGGUUCUGAGCAGGAAGAUCCACUGGAAGAUGAUACUGAGGAGUCGGACGACGUCAAGACAGAGGGCCUCCUGAGGAGCAGGAAAGCAGUGCUGCCCUCAGAGAUCCGUCGCAGGGAGAGGAGCACUGAGGACCCAUGGAGAGGAAGGGGGGAAGAGGAGCAAGGGAUGACGAGGGCGCCGAGUCUGGCAAGGGAGGCAGAGGUGGAGGAACCAGUAAGAGGAAGACACAGAAGCAGAGCCAGGUGGGACGAAACGGAGCGUACUUCCCGAGGUCUGCAAGCGUCAGAGAGCAGGGCCAGAGAGCGGGAGAAUGCCAUCUAUAUCCACAAAGGGUUGGCCGCCACCCACAUCCAGCCCAGAGACGCGCAUGAAGGCGCAGCCACGAGCCGUUCUGUGUCAGAUGCUGGGGAUCCACGAGGGUUCAGUCAGUGGAACCCGCAGCAGCACGCCGGCGACCCCCGAGAGGUCAGGGAGGGUGACGGUGUCGGUAACCAGGAGAGUCACCAGGACAGUCGGGUGUCUGUGGCCCAGCUCAGGCACUCCUACAUGGAGAGCACCACCACCCCUCCGACCGGCCGCAGGAACGAGCUCGAGGUUGCGGGGGACGGGGCUCUCGCAGGCUACGGGGCCCCGUGGAGAGGGGAGAGGGACAGGGGGCGCAGGCCCCGGCAGUAUAUCUAUCCCGGGGAGAGUAGAAAGACCUCAGAGAGGUUUAGGACGCAGCCCAUCACUUCUGCAGAGCGCCAGGAGACCGAUAGGUCCUGUGCCAGUUCAGAUUUUGCUCCCACUGAAGCUGAUGAAGAGAAGCUAGAUGAGCGGGCCAAGCUGAGCGUAGCGGCCAAGCGCUCUCUCUUCAGGGAGUUGGAGAAGAGCAUUGAUGGCGGAGCUUCCAAACAGCGGUCCAGGAACGCAGCGGUGGACAGGAGACUAAGGCGGACACAAGACCGGUCCAGAACUCAGCCAAUCACCACUGAGGAAGUAGUCAUAGCCGCCACCGUCCCCACUCACGUGCCACACACAGUGACCGUUCACAAUGCUGUAGCACACGUCCCUAGCCCCACCCUAGUUUGCAGCACCUUGCCGCCGUACAGCCUGCAGGCGUCAUCGCAGCAGAGCGCGGACGCCGCCCGGGAGGCCAGUCAGAUGCAGGAGGUCCAGUUCUCUAAGCCGGUGUCCACAGUGGAGGGUCAGGGCCAGGACGAGCCCGACCUCAGCACUCUCACCCUGGCGGAAAAGAUGGCGCUGUUUAACCGGCUGGCUCAGCCUCCCAUCAGGGUCACCCGCACCAGAGGGGACACGCGGCAGCGCAGGGCCAACGCCCGCUACCAGACGCAACCCAUCACGCUGGGAGAUAUGGAGCAGGAGCCUUCAGACAUAGUCGUGGGGGGAGAACAGGAGCUGUGCAACAGCCCCGUAGAGCCUCUACAACUUCAAAAUGGUCCAGGCUCUCGGUUCGGACACCUCCCCGCCUCGCCCUCGUCGUCCUCCCAUAUGAGAGGAGGCACCGUCUCCACGGACCACGCCGGGGACAUCCACAUAACCCGAACACCGGCGCCGGCAGCGGGGCCCCGGGUUGAGCCCCUCCCCCCCAGCUCUGAGGGCCUCUCUCGGAGGUCCCGGGACUCGGCGGACCAGCAUAGGUGCCAAAUGUUGCCGUGGGGAGAGAACGGAGCUGAUCUGGGAGGAGGGAAGAGGAAGCUGCCCUCUCCGGAGAAGGCGGUCAAGCAGGCUGCUCUGUGCCAGCCCCAGACUGGAAGAGAGAGGAGGAGGAGGAGGGGGGGGGAGGAGGAGGAGAUGGAGGAAGGGGAGGAGGGGGAGGGGGAGGAGGAGGAGGAGUGGCUGGCAAGAGGGCGGGGAGACAGAGCCGUGCAGAGCUCAGAGAGUCACAUGCUCCAGGAAAGGCAGGAGGCGCACGCACACUACGCAGACAGCCAGAGGAGCCGGGCCAUCAGUGGAGAGCUGCCAGAGUACACGGUGGUGACAUCUAGGCUAGGAUCCGGUUCUCCCGGCAGCGGUGGUCAGCCUCCAGCGGCAGACGCACACACGGACGGCCCGCUUCAGCCUGAGGAGGGAGAGGAGCUGAGCGCCAUGAUGAUGGCCAGACAGAUGUCCAUCAGAGAGAGAGUGGCGUUGUUGAAGAAGAGCGGCGAGGACGACUGGAGGAGCAGGAUCAACAGGAAGGAGGAUGCGCUGCAGGUGGCUGCUGGCGAACAGCACGCUCGGCUCUGGGAGGCGGAGCAGAGCUUCAAGAAGAAGGACGACGAAGCGCUGAUGAUGAUGAUCGAUGAUUUCGCCGUGUCCGACGAGCUAUGGGUAAGGCCUGUGUGCGAGCCCGAAAUCCCACACGCACGCGCACACACACACACACACACACACACACUGCAGUGGUAUUGAUCAAGUGCAUUUCAAUUGGAUUAGUGAUCAAAACUUAUACAUCCUUCACUGUAUCUCCUGGCUGCUAACAUGCUCUCUUGAUGAAUACAUCUCGAGUGUAACACACAUUCAGCUAUCUGUGUGUGUGUGUGUGUGUGUGUGUGUGUGUGUGUGUGU
Messenger RNA from Anarrhichthys ocellatus (wolf-eel), 2964 nucleotides. RefSeq names its product supervillin-like. The annotation marks the transcript as partial. The record is from RefSeq and is a predicted model, not a curated record. The transcript has 13 exons. Lineage: Eukaryota; Metazoa; Chordata; Actinopteri; Perciformes; Anarhichadidae.